Molecule: messenger RNA, 414 nt
Organism: Aspergillus caelatus
Lineage: Eukaryota; Fungi; Ascomycota; Eurotiomycetes; Eurotiales; Aspergillaceae
Exons: 1
Coding region: 1-414 (137 amino acids)
Cellular component (GO): membrane
Molecular function (GO): transmembrane transporter activity
Source: RefSeq, a predicted model, not a curated record
AUGAUGGGACCUUUCCUUACAGAUCGCUGGCAACAUCGCUAUAGUUUUGUGAUAUUCGGUGUCGUAUUUGCGAGCAUUGGAUACAUCAUAUUAUUGUGCCAGGGCGCUCUAUCUGGGAGGUUAAAUGUGCAUGUCCGCCACAAGGCAGUGUUCUUCGUGACCGCAGGAUGCUAUAUUGUUCAGCCCGUUGCGAUCAUGUGGAUGGCGAACAACCUCGAUGGGCAUUAUAAGCGCGCUGUUGGCCUUGCCAUUCAAAUCGGAUUGGAGAACAUUGCCGGCAUUAUAACGAGCAACAUCUUCAACAGGGGUGACGCUCCUCCGUACACUGUUGGGUAUGGAGUCUCAUUGGCCAGGAUGGUGUUUUGUGGGAUUAUGAGUAUAAUUCUCGCCGCCGGCCUGUUGAUUGAGAAUUAA